GACAAGCCUGUCGUUAUGUGUGCAGUCGGCUAAAAUCACUUUGGACGCGAAAGCGAAAUCUAACCUCGGUCAACGGAGCGGAACCUUUAAAACCUCCGAAAUCAAGCGCGAUCAUGGCAGAAAAGGAUGACUACAUAGAAAAUGUUGGAUUCCUUUAUCGCACCAUGGUCGAGAGGGACCCGAGCAAAAGAAGAGUGAAGCCCGUUGAGGGCCAUCUGCAACUCUUGGACUUCGCCGACCUGGGUGACAGUUCUGACGACAGCGACUUUCAGAUUGACGAUCACGAAAAAGAUCUAGAGUCCGACGACCAAGGCGACACGUCGGAGAACAACGAUGAGGACGAAUCUUCUGGAGAGGCAGUCUCAGAGGCGGAGGAAAAAUUUGUGUCGGCCGAGGUCACCAACGGUGCAGUGGAGCCGCAGGAGACCAAGAAGGUCCCUAAACUCAUAGUUGGAGAUCUGAUUGAGCGGGCUAGGCAAAGGCAGAGCCAAGCAAGGCAGAGGAUUUCGAGUGAAUGUGGAUCUUCUCUGAAGCUCAAAAUAACAAUCUGUGCUGUCUGCCUCGGGGAUAUCAGUGUGGAGGAUGAUGAAAUCGUGGAGUGUGACUGUUGCAGUGUUUCUGUCCAUGAAGGUUGCUAUGGCAUUACCGACACUGAUUCUGUCAUGAGCACGAUUUCUUCAAGCUCAACAGAGCCGUGGUUUUGCGACGCAUGCAGAGCUGGGCAGAAAGAUCCAGUCUGUGAGCUUUGCCCCAAUUCUGGAGGAAUCUUCAAGGAAACAGACGUGGGCAAGUGGGUGCACCUAGUGUGUGCCCUCUACAUUCCAGGAGUAGCCUUUGGCAAUGUGGAGAAGCUCACCCCAGUGACACUUUUUGAGAUGCCCUACUCUCGCUGGGGAGCCAAGUCCUGUGCCCUGUGUGAAGACGAAAGUCUAAGCCGGACCGGAGUCUGCAUUGGUUGUGAUGCCGGCAUGUGCAAGACCUUCUUCCACGUCACAUGUGCCCAGCGUGAAGGAUUGCUUUCAGAAGCUUCAAUGGAGGAGAUUGCAGACCCAUUCUUUGCCUACUGCAAGAUGCACGCCGACAAGAACAUUGUGCGCAGCAAACGUAAAAACUGGCUGGCACUGCAGUCCCGGAACAAGAAUCAAGCUGCUGUGCACGACCCCAAGGAGAAGGCACGGGUGGAGCGCAAGCUGGCCUGGCACCGUGAGCGGUACCAGGUGCACCGGGCGGAGCGGCCCGCCCCGUGGGUGCCCACGCAGAAGAUGCCGCGCCUGCUCACAAGCAGCCCCUGGGCGUGCCGGCAGCUGCUACGCAAGGCCCAGCUUCUGGGCAUCUCCCAGCAGAGCCACCUGGCCGCCGAGAGCAUGGUGGACGUGCGCCGCAAGUGGCACGUGCCCCCCGCCUUCAGCCUGGAGUUUGUGAGCUACUACCUCGACCGCGGCAAUCGAGUUCUGACAAUGCGUCGCCACUUGGACGAGUUGCUGCAGCAGAACACUGAACUUCAGGAACAGGAGCAACUGCUGCGGCAGAAGUACGACCAGGCCAUCAUUCAGCUGGACGAGCUGAAGAAGGAGAAUACUCGCAUGCACGACUGUGGCACAGAACUCUGGAAAAUACUCUGCGACCUCACAAACAAGAAACUCCCUUUGCCAGGAGUUUUAGAAGCUAGAAAACUGCCAGUCAAGCCAGCCAGCAGAACAAACCGUCGUGCCGAUUCUGGGACUUCGUUUCUUUUUGAGUGUGGUGUCUGCAAGAGAUCUCAAGACCAGCAUCAGCUUGCCAAAUGCGACAACUGCCAGCUACACUACCACCUCUACUGCCUUGAUCCGCCGCUGACGAGGAUGCCCAAGAAAACCAAGUCAAUGGGAUGGCAGUGUAGUGAAUGCAACAAGAACUCUGAUGAAGACAAGGAGAGGCAUUGCGACCCCAACGCUCCACGCAGACUCCGUGACCAGCCCCGGGGUACCAUGCGGUACGAGGACUGCCCAUACCGGGACGACUUCCGCAGGAGUGUGGGCCGGCUGAGCCAGCGGGUGCGGCAGUCCCGGCCGUCCCUUGCUCUGGCGGCCGCCCUGGUGCCAGCCGUCGCCGCUGCUCCCGCCACAGAGGACUGCCCGGUCCCUGCCGCAGUCCCUGACAAAGGGAGCCGGGGGCCAGUUUGGGUCCCCGUAGCUCCCCAGCGCUCCAAAAGGAGCUUUGGGGCGAGAGCUCGGGGCAAGGGCAAGAAGCGCAAGGCCAGCACUGGGACCCCAGCCGUGGGAACGAAGACCGAGCAGGCACCGGGCCCCCAGUUUGACGACGCUGUACCAGGGGUCUCUGGGAUCAGGAUGCCUGCCAAGAGAACCCAGCCGGACCGAGAGAUCAAAACCGAAUGUGCCAGGUGUGGCUCACCGGGCGACAGCACAAACCUUGUCGUGUGCGAUGACUGCAAGAAGGGCUACCACUUCCUGUGCCUGUACCCUCCCGUGCGCAAGAGCCCCAAGGCAAGAGGAUACACCUGGAACUGCGAGGAGUGCAACUCCUCGUAGGAGCACCGCAUGCACCCUAACAAAAGGCAGAGAAGAGAUGAAGAGGACCAGAAGAAAAUCCGGAUUCCAUAGAGCCAUGUUGUAUUUCUUCUUUUUUUUUCCUGUGCCAUUAUUGGUGUUUGUUCGUGCUGUCACACAAUGUGCAUUCUUUUUACUACCACAAUUAAAUGUGAGUGCCUGUGAUAGACCUUCUCUGUAUAUGUCAAUUGAAUAAAUAUCUAUAAAACAUUCA
Molecule: messenger RNA, 2760 nt
Organism: Ixodes scapularis (black-legged tick)
Lineage: Eukaryota; Metazoa; Arthropoda; Arachnida; Ixodida; Ixodidae
Product: PHD finger protein 14
Exons: 22
Coding region: 114-2528 (804 amino acids)
Biological process (GO): regulation of transcription by RNA polymerase II
Source: RefSeq, a predicted model, not a curated record